AUGACUGACACUUGCAAGCCCGCAUGCGAGCCCACAGGCUGCCGCUACGACGACGCCCCGCUCGACUGCGAUGUGUUUCCCCACAUUAUGGACUCUGUCCUGCAGGCGAGUUCGCCACCCACCCUGCUCGCUAUCAGGGGCCUCUCGUCCGAGAUGCGUUAUCGCGUAGACGGCAUCCUUGCCUCCCACAUUACCAUCUCCAACCGUCCUCACUGCUCCUCGUCCCCAUCCUACCUCGACGUUUCACCACACUGCUGCAAACUCGGCUUCCGUCCUCCCAUCGACCUCGCCCGUACGCGAAUUGUCGACCUCGUCGGUCCUGUCGGCGCACGUCCCGUGACGUAUCGAGCUGCUGGCGCAGGCAAGAACGGCCUUGAGCUCUACCUCGAGUACCUCUCUGAGAAGCUCGUCAACGUGCAUACCGUCCGGCUGCGUCCCGACACAGAGGGGCGGGGUACGUCCCUGUGCCCGAUACAAGCAAAGACCGUCGUGGCGUUCGCCGAAUUCAGUGAGCCAGAGUCAUCGUCGUACCCGUCCAUUGCGUCCGUUGGACCCGUGCCGGAUAGCACGGAGCGACUAGUCCUCAACGUCGCGUACGAGCCCCGAAGCUGGUGGCUGCCCCGCGCCAACUUGAUCCUUUGCGACGUGGCCCACAAGCCCAACCUCACCAACGUCGCCGUCCUCCUCUCCCCUACUGCCAGCUCACCCGGAUGCGGUCGGUCCUAUGGCGAAGCUAUCAGUGGACAGUGGAUGGGCAUGAUGAGCUCUAUUGUCAACCUCAUGUCCUACACCCUCCCACGCGUCAAGUUUACGCUCGUUGGCGUCGAGAAGCUCGAGCCGGAAUGGCUCGGAAUCGAACCCGACUGGCACGGCAGCCCGCCAUCGUCGACGGGAUUCUUUGAUUUCCGCAACGACACGGUCGUCCACCUCGUCAUUGAAGCGGUCGAGACGGAACUUCGCCGCCGCCACAUCAUGGACGACGAGGAGAUUGAGGAGGCGCUCUCCCACAUCACAUUCAUGUCGCGCGACAAGUACGAGAAGUCUGUCAACGCCAGGCAGUUUGAGCUCGAGACAGUCCAGUAA
Messenger RNA from Apiotrichum porosum, 1083 nucleotides. RefSeq lists its product as uncharacterized. Bases 1 to 1083 code for a protein of 360 amino acids. The record is from RefSeq and is a predicted model, not a curated record. The transcript has a single exon. Lineage: Eukaryota; Fungi; Basidiomycota; Tremellomycetes; Trichosporonales; Trichosporonaceae.